Messenger RNA from Fusarium sp. VM40, 1071 nucleotides. The record is from the annotation of a GenBank genome assembly. Lineage: Eukaryota; Fungi; Ascomycota; Sordariomycetes; Hypocreales; Nectriaceae.
AUGGCUACCAUGAGAGCGUUUGUCACAGACGGGAAAGGCAGCGGAUCCGUCCAGUCUAUUCCCAUCCCAGCUCUGCACGAGGGAGAGGUUCUUGUCAAGAUCCAUUACGCAGCACUGAAUCCUGGAGACUGGAAGCUUGUUGAAGGCGAUGUGAUAGAUGGUCCAGCACCACCAGGUCUCAUAGCCGGCUGCGACUUCGCUGGCACUGUUGAAGAAGCCAAUGGCACACAUUGGGAGAAGGGACAGAGAGUUGGCGGCUGGGUCCAUGGAGCUACCUAUGAGAAUAUUGGCUCUUUUGCCGAGUUCAUAAAUAUUGAGGCAACACUUGUCUUUGCGGUUCCUGACAACGUCACUUUGCAACAGGCGUCAACAAUCUCGCUCGCUUUCGCAACUGCGACGCAGGCUAUGUAUCAGCAUCUAGGCCUCUUGGAUCUCAGCAAGUCUCAUGGAGCCCAAGAAGACUUCUUGAUAUACGGGGCGUCGACGAGUGUUGGUUUAUACGCCACCCAGUUGGGCAAGGUCAGUAACGCUCGGGUUAUUGCAGUGGCUUCCUCCAAGAAUCAUGAUCUUCUCAAGCGACUGGGAGCGAAUGUCACGGUAGACUACCGCGAUGAUGACUGGGUCGACCAGGUGAAGCACAUCACCCAAGGCAAGCUAAAGAAUGCCCUCGACAACAUCGCUGAUGGUGGUUCUUCGGAGAAGAUCGUUAGUGUCAUGGCGCGCAGCGAAGGAGCGAAGCUAAUAGCCCUUUCCCCUGUCAACAAAGAAUCACUUCGUGCCAUUAACCCCUACGUCAAGGCGGAGUCUAUGAUAGCUUUUACUGUCUUUGGAAGAGCAUUAGGAGAGGAAUACGCCAUGUUCGACAGCGCCGGCCCAGCGACGCCAAAUGAUAAGAGUGCUUGGGAGAGGGAACUGCAGUUAGUGAAUGAGAGGUUGGAACGAGGUGAUAUAGAGCCGAAUCCCGUUAGAGACGUGGGAACCCUUGAUGACGUUGUUGAAGCUUUUCGUCUUAGCAAAGAGGGAAAGCUCUCGGCUGAGAAGGCAGUUCUCAAGAUUACAAACGACAAAUAG